CGUGUGCGGGAUGCUGCUGCGCAAGUCCGCUGCAUAGCAAAGUGGAAAAGGGUGAAAGCGCCAAAAAAAAUAAAUUCGCCACGAUGUUGUUGCCUGAUUUGUGAGCGGGCACCAACCAAUGCCGCACUGUGCGUCUGUAGCCGCGGAGGACCCCACCACCCCACAACACCCCCUCCUCCCCCUCCCCCUCCCGCUGUAAUAUUUAUGACAAAACGGAGGCAGAUUAUUCAGGUCACGUUGUGGCUGACAGCCGGCUGUCCCGGGGAGCGCUGGAGUGAAUCACGGUCCAGGGCUGGAGACGGCGCAGCGCAGCGCAGCGCACCGACACCUGCAGUAGGAUGUAACGGGAAUUCCCACACUCCACACUGGUAUUAUUUGGAGACAACUGGACUUGGUUUUCAAAUUCCUAAAUGCAAAAUGAAAGGAACGCUGCUGGGCUUUUUCUCAGUGAUGGGACAAGACGGGUCUUUUUGAUUCCGGACUGGAGAAUCAACCACAGAUCUGGCCAUCCUCCUCGGCGUUGUCUUGUUCGACCGAGGGGAAAAGGAGAGACCGAGCAUGGUGAGGGGUGGCAGCCACCGUUGCUAUGUGUGAAGGAGUGCUGUGGCGUCAAUGGAGACCGAAGGCUAUCGUGACCUCCUGGAGACCAGUGAUGGUCAGGGGGUAGGCCUGCUGGAUGGCGGGGGUGAGGUGGGUGUGGAGGAGGGCUGGAGCACACCCUACCCUCUGGGCUUCCAGGUGUCUUUGACUACUGUGCUGAUGCUGGAGCUGGUGUUGGGCUUCAGCAGCAACCUGACCGUGCUUGUACUCUACUGUGCUCAGUCCAACCUGGUGGAUUCCGUCAGCAACCUAGUCACAGUGAACCUCCAUGUGCUCGACAUACUGGUCUGUCUGCUUUGUCUGCCACUGACUGUGGCUGUGAUCCUACUACCAGCCAAUGGAAGUGAAGUUGGCAGCCUGGCCACACUGUGCUGCUUUCAUGAGGCCUGUGUCACGUUCACCAGUGUGGCAACAGCGGUCAAUGUACUGGUGAUCAGUUUGGACCGAUACGACAUCUCAGUGCGUCCAGCCAGUCGUCUGCUGACCCCCAGGCGUGCUGCACUGCUCCUGGCGGCAGUGUGGGUUGUGUCUCUGGCUGUUUUCUUCCUGCCCUUCCUUGAGGGGGACUUCUUCUCUUCAACGGCUGAGGAUGGUGAGGAUGAGGAGCCUGAAAACCAGACCAUUGAGCCUGAGCUCACCACUGGAGUGACCCCCAUUUUCUCCUCCCUCUCUCCUUCCUUCUUACCCUCCACUCAGCCCUCCUCCCCUUCUCACCACCUGCCUCCUGUAUGGCAGAACAGGACACUGCUGUGUGUCGGAGGGCAGGGGUAUUACACAGGCCUGGCCAUGUAUUACCACUUGUUACUCCAAGUGCCCUGCUUCUUCAUCGCUGUGGUCGUCAUGUUGUUCACCUACUCCAAGAUCCUACAGGCCCUCAACAUCCGCAUUGGCUCCCACAUGAUGAGGGCUAAACGUUCAAAGGAAUCCACCUGCAGGAUACGCUGCAGGAGGCAGAGGAGGAAGGACCUGAGCCUGCCCACAGAGGUAGUGUCCUCCAACCAGAACAAGAACCUCACCCAUCCUCCCCUCAUCCCCUCUCCCACACCUACACCAACAUCCCCCCCACCGCUCUCCUCCAUGCCCCAAGGGAUUUCUGAUAGUGGAGCAACAGUCACGACUGUCAGUACUGCUGCCACCACCCCCAUCGCAACCACACCAGCCACCCCUGCUUCUCCAACCGCAGCUUCAGCGUCAGCUUCAACACAGGCCCAUGCCACCUCACCACUGCCUGCCUCCUCCAUGGGUGUCCAGGCUUCGGUUUCUGCCAUCAUCGCCUUGAGGCGUGCAGUGCGCAGACACAGGGACCGCCGAGAACGUCAACGUCGUGUCCUAAAAAUGUCCCUAAUCAUUAUAUCCACCUUCCUGGGGUGCUGGGCCCCUCUGUCUGCAGUCAAUGUUCUGAUCCUGUGUCUGGGUCCCAGCGAUGGCCUGGUGCGAAUCCGCCUUUGCUUUUUAGCGAUGGCUUAUGGAACUACUAUCUUUCAUCCUCUGCUCUAUGCCUUCACCAGGCAGAAGCUGCGCCGCGCCCUAAAAACUCGUGUCAAGAAAAGGGUGGUGUCCCUUCUGCAGGUGGACCCAGCUGUCAGUGGGGGGACAGUUAUUCAUAACUCCUGGGUGGAGGGGGGAGGUCAGAGGAAGAAUCGCAAGCCACGGGUGGAAGCCAGCGAUGGCACUGAUCGAUGCCUCACUGAGGCAGUGAGGGAAUGAAGCUGAGUCUUCAGCAUGCACGUUUGUAUGCUUGCGAGUGUGUAUUUGUGUGUGCAUGUAUUUGUGUGUGUGUGAGUGUGUGCGUGAGUGCGUGCGUGCGUGCGUGCGUGCGUGCGUGCGUGUGUGAAUUUAAGGAAUCAUAUAUCUUACCAUUUCUCCAGAGAUGGAUCCUGUGUAUAUUCAUGCAUGGGUGUAAGGAGAGAAAUAAGAGCCAGUUUGUUUACAAAGGUCAGGACAAAUCCCAUGAACCCUGGUUCCAUGCAGACAAGGAGACAGGUGAGUCCUGAGCUCUAAUUACAGGCAGCUCUCCUUACGAAGACCCUCAUUAGUCCUCUUCCUGACUGACAAGGUGGCCACUGUUUCUCCAUGGAAACACUGGCCAAGAUUUAUGGCAACACCAUAAACCAUGACUACUGAAAAUGUGUGCACCAAACAUGUAGGGUAAGGGUUAGAUUACAGCAGACACAAACAUCAUUGCUCCUGCGUGCACUUUCAACUUGCACGUGGAGGUACAUAUUCACAGACACACAGAGACAUAUACACUUCAUGCACACUGAUAUCUAGUCAUUAUCUGUGAAAGCACAUCGAUAUCUACCUGCACAGAUAUUCUCAGAGAAUAAAAUAUUAAUUGAAGUAUAUAUUUCUCAUUCUUUCCCUUAUUUUUUCAUGCCUUAAUUGAGUUACUAAUAUAUUGUCAUGGUGCUGAAUGUCCUGCUGUAUGUUUACAACAAUGCAUCAGAGUGAAAGUAAUUGCACACACUGUAUAAGGUCAAGCAAAUCAAUGGCAGGUAAAUGCAAGCAUUCAGAUACAAAGUUUACAGGCUCACACAAAACAAAAAUAUUAGAAAAAAAGAUUAAGUAUCAAUUUCCAACAAGCAGCACCUUUUAGAAAAAUGUGUGCAAGUUAAAGCUAAAAGGCAUGUUGUUUUUUUUAAGAAUAACUUUAAAAGGUCAUGAUGGAGUAGGCGAUGAGUUUUGUGUGAUUGUGUUUGUAUGUUUACACGUGUGCAUGGAUGCAUGUAUGUUUGCGUGUGCAACAAGGGUGUGGUUGCGCUAAUAAAUAAACAAGAGUGUGUGUCCAUGGUUAAGUGCAAUAAAUCGUGAGCAAAGCAAUGACCCCUAGGAUGUGAACAAAGAAAAUGUGAACACAGAAUUGUUGGUUUUCUAGGUACACUUUGGAUUACAGAGGACAGAGAGACGAAAGGGGGGCUAAUCUUCUGAUUAACAACAGAGGGCCACAGGGCAUAACAGGAAAAAAGAAAACAAAUUAUGUAGAGCAAUUGUAACUAUGUAUAUAUGACAGGCCACUGUAAUAUUACUGAAAUUGUAUCACUUGGGAAUCAAAGGGCAAUAUUUUGUGAAAACGUCAUUAAAACUGUCAAGUUAACUACAAUCUUAAACCAGAGAAAUCCAAGCAUGGAAAAACAACCACUGACAUGGGAUAUUCCCAUCAUGUCAGCUGUGUGUUGUUCUGAAGGAGCAGAACCACUGUAUUUUGAGCAGCACUUUGAAUGACUGCAGAGACAGACAGACCUCUGUCAGCUUCUGGACUGAGUCCUGGACAUGUUACACAAUAUCUGUAUCUGUCUUUCUCCUCAGGGCUUCAUGUCUCAUUUCCAGACAUGCUGGACAAUAACAAACUAAACCAGUCCUCAAAAAGCUGUUGUAUUCCGGGUGUUACAGUAGGUAAAGAUUUAGUCACUUAGCAGAUGGACUACACAUUCAACUUUAUAUGGGCUCAAGUCUCUGAAAGCUCCUUGGGCUACUUCCUUCAUCCUCACCCCUUUUACACUAUGAGCCAGACUAAAGACAGUAAUUAUUGUGUAUUCAUGUACAUUUUCAGGGAUGUAAAUAUUGAAAUGUCUGUUUUGGGUUUUAGGACAAAAAAAUAAAAAAAUCUUCCUUUUUUUUCUUUUUUUAUCACAAUCAUCUGCCGGACAGAAAAUCAGCCAUUGUGAUAAAUUCUGAGUGAGUUGGAAAGUUACCGUAAACAGACAAUUCAUGUAAGUGUAUUUGUGUUGAUACUAAAUGUGUGUACACUGUAUUGUACAUUUAUGACCAUGUGUAUAGAUAAAUAUUAGUAUUGUAUAAGAUUUAUAUAAUGUGUUAUUGUAUAGAGCAGAACUAAAUCUGAAUUAAAAAUUCAAGAAUUGA
This is a messenger RNA of Scophthalmus maximus (turbot), 4461 nucleotides long. Its product is annotated as G-protein coupled receptor 22. Gene Ontology annotation, cellular component: membrane. Gene Ontology annotation, biological process: G protein-coupled receptor signaling pathway. Lineage: Eukaryota; Metazoa; Chordata; Actinopteri; Pleuronectiformes; Scophthalmidae. Bases 613 to 2307 code for a protein of 564 amino acids. The record is from RefSeq and is a predicted model, not a curated record. The transcript is spliced from 3 exons. Gene Ontology annotation, molecular function: G protein-coupled receptor activity; peptide binding.